Messenger RNA from Solanum dulcamara, 3867 nucleotides. Its product is annotated as nuclear transcription factor Y subunit A-1-like. Lineage: Eukaryota; Viridiplantae; Streptophyta; Magnoliopsida; Solanales; Solanaceae. Gene Ontology annotation, biological process: regulation of transcription by RNA polymerase II. Gene Ontology annotation, molecular function: DNA-binding transcription factor activity, RNA polymerase II-specific; RNA polymerase II cis-regulatory region sequence-specific DNA binding. Bases 2494 to 3396 code for a protein of 300 amino acids. The record is from RefSeq and is a predicted model, not a curated record. The transcript is spliced from 6 exons.
UUUUUGAUAUGAUGUUUUUUUCUGUAUACCCUGUUUGAUUAAAUAGGUAUUUCUGAAUUCUUGAAAUAGGCAAUAUCUAUAUGUAUUUGAGCAUGGGAUUGGUGUUAGAAAUUGUGGGUUUAGGUUUUUGUAAUCCAUUUGUGCUCAUGCUCUGUUAGGGAUAUUGGGUGCUUCAAUCUUGAAUUUCUAUAGUUGAAAUAAAAAAAUAAUCAUAAUUGCUCUUUGAUAGCUAUUGUGCAUGAAGAAGCUCUAUAUGAAAGAUCUCAUAGUGUUCUUGUUAAGGGAGGAAUCAAGAAGGCCAACUUUAAUAUUUUUAUCUACUAUAUAUUUACUAAUUUAUUUUUUAAGUGACGGAGGUAGAAUUUUCAUCGAAAAAAUUGAGGGUUCCUAUGGGGGCACGAAUUCUCAUCAAUUAGUCUCUCUUAUUAUUAACAAUUCUUGAAUUUUGAGAUGAGGUCGGGAAAAUGUCUGACUUGUUGUGACAAGUGAGACAUGUGAUAAUUCUAUCAAUAGGGAUAACUAUUUCUUUUACUAGUUGCAAGCAGUGUCGUCAAAAGCGAAAAGCUUUGGGAAGUGCUGAAAGCUCGUUGAGGUUUUAAUUGGAAUUAAAGCGUGUUUAAUAAAGAUAUGGGCAAUGAGGAAAAAUAAUUCCAUAGACGCACAAGUACGAGCAUGUAAUGCAAGAAAAAGUAACUAAAUAAGUGAAAUAUGUCAAAUAAAGCAUGUGAAGUAAGUUAAAACCAUUUAAUCUUGAUUUAGAUUUGAAGAUUCAGUUUUAAAUUUCUAAUUCAGGUUAGAUGAGUAGUCUUGUAUUACAACAACAACAACAACAUACCCCGUGAAAUCCCACGCGUGGGGUCUAGGGAGGGUAGGAUGUACGCAGACCUUACCAUUACCUCAUGGAGGUAGAGAGACUGUUUCCGAAAGACCCUCGACUCAAAAGUCACAGUUUCAAGUACGAGAGAAAAACAAUAUAUAUAGCAUAAUGAAAAUAAAUAAAUAAAUACAUAAAUAAAAAUAAACAUAAAAAAUAAAAUGCAAUGCAAAAUUUACAAGACAACAACAAUAACUAUAGCAAAGUACUGCGAUAAUCAAAGGCAAUAGUGACACAACUAUAAAGGCACGCCUAGACCUACGACCACCCUAAACUGAUAGUUGAAAAGGCACCAUUCUAUCCCUAUUAGCCUUCUACCCUAAUCCGCUACCUCCACUCUUUUCUAUCUAAGGUCAUAUCCUCGGUGAUAUGGAGUAACGCCAUAUUUUGUCUAAUCACCUCUCUCCAAUACUUUUUCAGUUUACCCCUACCCCUUCGCAUAACCCCCAAAUCCAACCGCUUGAACCUCCUAACUGGGGCGUCGACACCCCUCCUCUGCACAUACCCAAACCAUCUCAGUCUCGCUUCUCUCAUUUUGUCGACCACGGAUGCCACUCCCACCUUCUUCCGAAUAACCUCAUUCCUGAUCUUAUCACUCCUAGUAUGUCCACACAUCCAUCUCAGCAUCUUCAUCUCCGUAACAUGCAUCUUCAGAACAUGAGAGUUCUUUACUGGCUAGCACUUCACUCCAUAUAACAACGCUAGUCUAACCACCAUUCUGUAGAACUUACCUUUAAGUUUAGAUGGUACUUUCUUAUUACACAGGACUCCAGAGGCUAGCCUCCAUUUCAACCAUGUUACCCCAAUGCGGUGCAUGACAUCAUCAUCAAUGUCCCCACUGCUCAUGAUGGAUCCAAGAUAUUUAAAGCUUUCUGUCUUGGGAUAGGUUGGGUGGCAAGCCUCACUUUCCUACCCUCUUCAUCCAUCGCAACACUAAAUUUGCACUCCAAGUAUUUUGUUUUGGUCCUGCUCAAUCUGCACCCUUUGGACUCCAGCGUUUGUCUCCAAACCUCCAACAUAUCAUUAACUCCGUCCCGAGUCUCAUCAAUCAAAACUAAGUCAUCCGCAAAUAGCAUACACCAUGGAACCUCCUCCUGAAUAGACCGUGUCAGCUCAUCCAUCACCAAGGCAAAAAGAAAAGGGCUCAGUACAGAUCCCUGAUGAAGUCUUGUAUUACAUUUUUUAAAUUUCUUUUUCUAAUAAUUUAUAUUCAUAAUGAUUCUUUGACAAUUGAUGUCACUUUGCCAAGAUAUAUAUUGUCCAGUACCACUAUUUCAAGGUAGUGUUUGUGGAUGAUGAGGCACACACCUUGGUGAAUCCCUGCACUAAAGUGCUGCUUAAGUGAGAUGAAGUGCCCAGGUUGAAAUUCAUGUAGCUCACUCCUCAAAUGACCUCUUAACAAUAUUGUCUUUGGAGCUGAGGUGAGGCUUGCCAGGAGGACCGGGGAUUUUAUUAUUUAUUUCCCUUGGGUGAAAUUGCCAGUAUUAAGGUAUCUGUGGGUCUUAACAGUCAUUGAGAUGAGAUGAAAACUAUGGGGAUAUUUCAAAUCUCAACAGAGACAGAGACAAAACAUGCCAGGACACUCUUUCGCUGAACUCUGUGAGUAAAGCUACGGCAGUAUGCCAUCAAAUUCCAAAAGCACCAAUCGGGAGGAAACCAAUGCAUAUAAUGGUCCACGUUCCACUGUAUAUCCUGAACCUUGGUGGAACGGUGCUGUUUAUAACCCUGUUUCCCCUGGGUUGAUGCGGGAAAAUGCAUCAGAUUCAUCAUCAUUGGAACAAUCUGUGGAUGGCCAAUCACAUUCUGAUGGUGGAAUCAAUGAGGAAGAUGAUGAUGCUCCUGAAAAAUCUCAAAGUAUCGCACCUUUGCGUGCAGAUGGGAGUUAUGGGAAGACGGAUCAGAAUUUUCAGCCAGCUGUUCCAGCCAUACCUCCAAGACUUGAUGGAAGCCUAGCACAGCCUCAACAGCUUGAACUUGUUGGCCACUCUAUAGCUUGUGCUCCAAAUCCAUAUGUUGAUCCAUACUAUGGCGGGAUGAUGACAGCUUUUGGCCAGCCUUUGGUUCCUCCUUAUGUACUUGAUAUGCACUAUGCAAGGAUGCCCUUGCCACAAGAAAUGGCUCAAGAACCAGUUUAUGUUAAUGCUAAGCAGUAUCGAAGGAUCUUGCAGCGAAGACAGUCACGUGCUAAAGCAGAACUUGAAAAGAAGCAGAUAAAACCUAGAAAGCCAUAUCUUCACGAGUCUCGACAUCAGCAUGCACUGAGGAGGGCAAGAGCCUCGGGAGGACGUUUUGCCAAAAAGACAGAUGCUUGUAAAGGUACUGGUUCUGUGAGUUCAUCGGGUUCUGAACCUUUGCAGUUCAAUGCUGCUGAUAUUCAAAAGAGGCAUGAAAAUGCAAGGUUGGCCGAGCUUCAGCCUUCUUAUUCAAAUGGUAGCAGUUAUGGCAAUCAAAGUAGCUUUCAAGAAUCGAAAGAUGAGUACCAAUCUGCUGAAAGCAGGGAAGGAGUUUUUCCAGGCAAGUAAUUGGAGGAAACGUUCAUGUCUAAACUUGCUCUUGCACUGCAACGAUGCUUGAGUAUGGACAGAGAGUUUAAGGUAUUGUUUUCAUUUCUUGGCUUUUCAAGCUGGGCGGCAAUUCAUUCUUGGCUUUUUACUUUGGUGUUUACGGGAGCAAUGGAGGCAACGAGCAUUGCAGUGUUGCAGCAUUUUCUUGGAGACUUGCACCUUCCCUUGUGUACAGAUAUGGAUGAACUUAGAACUAGGAUUAGAAGUUGUUCAGUAAGUUUAUGGUUGACCAGUUACUGUAGUUUAGGAGACCAUGUAAAGAGGUUGUUAGUUUUGUAUACUUGCCUUAUUUCCUUUCUUAAUUGUUGCAUAAAUUUCUGAGUUUGGUUUGUUUUGAUGUGAUUUGAUCUGUUAUCAAAGAUACAGUAGGGAUGAAAUGGCAGAUUUUGAGGUUAAAGUGUGCAAAUAAUAACAAUUAAAAUUCCAAUA